UCAGGUCGGUAUAUAAAGGCGGAGCGGCGACGGGAGCAGGACGGCUGGGACCGAGCAGCCCCGGGACUCACAGUAACCUUUAACUAUUACCGUAAAACAGCUCCGCGCUUCACUUAACUAUUUAUUUACUUUCGGGCUCUUGAAUAUUUUAGACCUAUUUUAGCUGUUUGUCAAGUUCUUAAAGUGCUUAAGUUUUUCCUUUUGCUCGGUUGUUGUUUUUUUUUUUUUUUUAACUCUACGGUAGUUAAAAUGGCGAGCUCGGCCAACUCGAACCCAGUGCCUAAACUGUAUAAAACUGUGAUGGAGGACGUGAUUAAUGAAGUCCGAGAGCUGUUCCUGGACGAAGGUGUGGACGAGCAGGUCCUCAUGGAGCUCAAAACACUGUGGGAGAGCAAGCUGAUGCAGUCGAAGGCCGUGGACGGGUUCCACUCGGAGGAGCAGCAGGUUCUUCAGGCUCCACAGGCGCAGGUCCCACAGGUCCAACAGACCCAACAGACUCAACAAACCCCACAACCUCAACAGGUCCUCAUGACUCAAGCACCGCAAGCUCCACAGCAGCAGGUGAUCAUACAGGACCCUAAACUUCUUCAGCACAUGAACGCCACAGGCAUGAGUGCUGCUGCCACCGCAGCGACGUUGGCGUUGAACACCGGAGUGUCACCCUACCAACAGCUUGUCACUAGUUCAGGUCAGAUCCUGCAGGUGGUGAGGGCUCCUAAUGGAGCUCAGUACCUCAUCCAGGGGCCCCAGCAGCCCAUCAUGGUGCAGCAGCAAGUCCUGCCUCAGAUACAGACCGGCGGAGUGCAGGCUCCGGUUAUACAGCAGGUGUUGGCUCCACUGCAGGGUGGACUGUCUCAGCAGACCGGUGUGAUCAUCCAGCCUCAGCAGAUCGUCCUCACACAGAACAAAGUGCAGCAGAACGCUCAGGUGAUGCAGGCGGCCAUGGCUCAAGGACAGCCCCAGACACAAACACAGCCCCAGACACACGCGCAGACUCCACAGCAGCCGCAGACGGCGCAGCAGCAGGCGCAGCCUCAGCCUCAGCAGGCUCCCGUCAUGCUCCAGGUGGACGGAGCGGGGGACACGUCGUCGGAGGACGACGAGGAUGAGGAGGACGAAUACGACGAGGACGACGACGAGGACAAGGACAAAGACGGAGGAGAGGAUGGACAAGUAGAGGAGGAGCCUCUGAACAGCGGAGAUGACGUGAGUGACGAGGAGGACCAGGAGCUGUUCGACACCGAGAAUGUCGUCGUCUGUCAGUAUGAUAAGAUCCACAGAAGUAAGAACAAAUGGAAAUUCCACCUGAAGGACGGGAUCAUGAACCUGAACGGACGCGAUUACGUUUUCUCCAAAGCCAUCGGAGACGCAGAGUGGUGAACCCCUCCCCCACCUUACAGACUCCUGAGAGUGUGUGUGUGUGUGUGUGUGUGUGUGUGUGUGUGUGUGAGAGAGAGAUGUCAGGUUUGUGCUGGAGGACGGGACUGUUUGAGCAUCAGGAGGAAACACACGUGAUGUGGGACGAAGAAGGACGUCCUGAUGAUACUGUACGACUUUUUUUUUUAAAAAAAAACAAAAAAACCCUGAAAUGAAUCAUCUGUACAUUUCUAGCGUGUUUAGUCAGUGGAUCUGAGACGACUGCCGGCUCCUUCAUCCUUAGAGGGAACUGUUUGUUUGUUUGUUUGUUUUUCGGUCUUUAACUCAAAACUGGUUAACGCCCAGCUCGAACAAAACUAAACAAAAUGAAUCAAGUAGAGGCUCGUGUGCGGAUUUCGUAGUGCCUCGAAUUAGCUGUGAAGUAGGCACGCGUGUGUGUGUGUGUGUGUGUGUGUGUGUGUCGAUGUCGUACUCCGUAACCCCGAGCGACGGCACGUGCCUGCUGCGACGUCCUCACACGUGUCGAGGUUAUAACACAUGUCCGUCUGAUCCAUCAUUAGUUACGCAGAUUAAAGAGAAUUCAGAUUUCUGUGCUUGCCAAGUCUUGUGUUGAACUAACAAACACACACACACACGUUUGUAUGUUUAUUCCCUUUUUUUAUAUUUUAAGACAUUAAAACCUUUUUUUUCUUUUAAACAUAAAUCAUUUUUUUCCAUCAUUGCAAAGAAGCAACACUAAAAACAAAUCAACAACUCAAUGUCGACCCUGUUUUAGUGUGUGUGUGUGUGUGUGUGUGUGUGAGAGAGUGAGAGAUAGGGAGGUUAAAGUUGAACCAUGUCCCAUUUUUUUAUUAUUAUUAUUUUGUUGUUAUUAUUAUUUGUGUUAUUUCCACUGUAUUUAUUCCUGAAGCUCAGGCACCAUCACACACACACACACAGAGGACGCGCCACACUGUGCUCUUAACACCAUGUUUGUAUAUUAAUGAGUUUCUUUUUGUUUUUCUUCACCUCAGAUUCAUCAUGCAUCAUUUUUACAUUAGUUAUAUAUAUAUUUUUUUUCUCCCUGUUGACAAUUCACCCGCGUUUAUUUCCAUGCUGUAACACAAUCCAAGAAACAGGCACCUGUGUGUUAUUGUUGUUAUAAUUUUUUCAUGUUUUUCUCUUUCUGUUCUUUACUUCUUGUCUUCCUGUGACGGUGAGUCUGAGGUCCAGAGUUAAUUGAGUUUAUAUUUCAGUCUCGUUCAGAAACAGGAUGGAUGAUGGAAUGGUUUGUUCUUUGUUCCCCUCCUGUUUCCCCCCCCUCCUCCCCAUCUUUAGAUGUUUUAUGUCUUGUUAAUCUCAUGCUUGUUCUUCUUCUUCUCUUUUUUUUUUUUUUUUUUAUUGUUCGUGCCUUUUCGAUAUGAUUUGAGCUUCAGGUAUUUCGCGCGGACGCCGUAGCUUUUUUAGAGUAAAAACCCUCCAGAAGAGGAAAACUGUACGCUUUGUUUUUAUGAUUGUUAAUAAAUCAUGCGCUGAAACCGA
This is a messenger RNA of Clarias gariepinus (North African catfish), 2898 nucleotides long. RefSeq names its product general transcription factor IIA, 1 (gene gtf2a1). Bases 250 to 1380 code for a protein of 376 amino acids. Gene Ontology annotation, biological process: transcription initiation at RNA polymerase II promoter; transcription by RNA polymerase II. Gene Ontology annotation, cellular component: transcription factor TFIIA complex. The record is from RefSeq and is a predicted model, not a curated record. The transcript has 10 exons. Lineage: Eukaryota; Metazoa; Chordata; Actinopteri; Siluriformes; Clariidae.